AUGGAUCUCGAACAAAGAAUCAAAGCUUACCGCUUCGUCGCCUACUCGGCCGUCGCCUUCUCCGUCGUCGCCGUCAUUUCGGUGUGCGUCACCCUUCCAAUGGUGUACAACUAUGUCCACCAUGUGAAGAGAACCAUGCACUCUGAGAUCAACUUCUGCAAGGGAUCUGCCAAGGAUAUCUGGUCCGAGGUCAACCAACUUAAGAACAUCCCAUCUGGAAACCGUACCGCCCGUCAAGCUGGAUAUGAUGCUGGAGUCACCGGAGGAGCCGCCUCUGCCGGAGGAUGCGACGCUUGUUGCCUGCCAGGAGCCGCUGGACCAGCCGGAACCCCAGGAAAGCCAGGACGCCCAGGAAAGCCAGGAGCACCAGGACUCCCAGGAAACCCAGGACGCCCACCACAGCAACCAUGUGAGCCAAUCACUCCACCACCAUGCAAGCCAUGCCCAGCGGGACCAGCUGGACCACCAGGACCACCAGGACCAGCCGGAGACGCCGGAUCCAACGGAAACCCAGGAGCCCCAGGACAAGACGGACAGCCAGGAGCCCCAGGAAACAAGGGACCAUCUGGACCAAACGGAAACCCAGGAGCCCCAGGAGCCCCAGGACAGCCAGGACAAGACGCUCCAUCUGAGCCAAUCACCCCAGGAGCACCAGGACCAGCUGGACCACAAGGACCACAAGGACCACCAGGAGCUCCAGGACAGCCAGGACACGAUGGACAACCAGGAGCCCCAGGACCAAAGGGACCAAACGGAAACCCAGGAGCCCCAGGAGCCGACGGAAACCCAGGAGCCCCAGGACAAGCUGGAACUCCAGGAGGUGCCGGAGAGAAGGGAAUCUGUCCAAAGUACUGCGCUAUCGAUGGAGGAGUCUUCUUCGAAGACGGAACCCGCCGUUAA
Caenorhabditis briggsae is the source of this 900-nucleotide messenger RNA. RefSeq names its product Protein CBR-COL-125 (gene Cbr-col-125). NCBI's taxonomy places the organism in Eukaryota, Metazoa, Nematoda, Chromadorea, Rhabditida, Rhabditidae. Gene Ontology annotation, molecular function: structural constituent of cuticle. The transcript is spliced from 2 exons. The coding region runs from base 1 to 900 and encodes 299 amino acids. The record is from RefSeq and is a predicted model, not a curated record.